Molecule: messenger RNA, 909 nt
Organism: Podospora pseudocomata
Lineage: Eukaryota; Fungi; Ascomycota; Sordariomycetes; Sordariales; Podosporaceae
Exons: 1
Coding region: 1-909 (302 amino acids)
Source: RefSeq, a predicted model, not a curated record
AUGUCCGUCCCCGAAGCAGAGCAAUCCAUCGCACAAGUCGAAGACGAAGAUCUGAUGGCUCUCGCAGACAUCCAAUACGACUCGGCGACCGAAGCCGACGUCAACGAUCCGGACGGGGGUGUCGACUGGGAGCAUUACGUCAAUAACCUUGAUAUGUACCGUUCUGGGCCGGGGCAGUCGUGGUGUUUGCAGCGGGUGCCUGUCCAUCCUGACUGGGCCGAGGAGCAGCGGAAAGAAGAGGAGUAUACAAGAGAGAGGGAGAGGAUAAAAAGUAAGUUGGACGAGAUCAAACCGGAUCUAUGGCGGGACUGGACGGAGGGCGCGUUGGGGGAGCAUUGUCGGUUGAGAGCUGAGUUGGAGAGGUUGGAGGCGGAGUGGCAGGGGAGGGAGCAGUCGCCACGGGACGAGCAGCAGGCGGAGUGGGAGGAGCUGGAGAAGUCCAUGAUACAUGGCCGGAUGGAGCGGUUGAGAAGAGAGUUGUGUGGGGAGGAUGGGGCGACGGAGGAGCAUGAGAGGUUGGUGGGCGAGUUGAUGAGGUUGGAGGAGGGGUGGCGUCAUGAGUGGGAUGAAGAGAGGGAGUUGGGGGGAGAUGUUGAGCUGCAGAGGCAGCAGUCAACAACUACUACCACUCAGGGUCAGCCUUCCACAUCCCAGAGUCAACAAUCCAGCAAGCAGCAGACCAGCACCCAAGGUCAGCAAUCAACCUCCCAAUCCCAACCCACCCCCCCCCCCACCACCACCACCACCCAAGAUCAACAACAACCCAGGAUCCAACUCCAACACCCACCACACGGCACCCUCCUCCCAAACAUGGAAACAAUCCGCCGCCAACGCUGGCCCUCCCCAACCAACGACUUCUGGGAGAGUCCCAGGGUCAGAAAGGCAAGAGACUGGUAUUCACCAUGGUGA